This is a messenger RNA of Triticum aestivum (bread wheat), 1194 nucleotides long. RefSeq names its product putative cyclin-dependent kinase F-2. The coding region runs from base 97 to 1038 and encodes 313 amino acids. Gene Ontology annotation, biological process: regulation of mitotic cell cycle; protein phosphorylation. Lineage: Eukaryota; Viridiplantae; Streptophyta; Magnoliopsida; Poales; Poaceae. The transcript has a single exon. The record is from RefSeq and is a predicted model, not a curated record. Gene Ontology annotation, molecular function: ATP binding; protein serine/threonine kinase activity. Gene Ontology annotation, cellular component: nucleus.
CGAUCCCCCGUCGAGAAUCCGAAGCCAGCUCCAGCCUACGCGCGUUUCUCGCCGGCCGGCCGACCCAGCUCGCGCGCACAGCAACGUUCUGAGCUCAUGUCGACGGUAGUAGGCGCACGUUCCGAGCCCACCACGCCGACGGCCACCCGCAAGCGCCCGGCGGCGGAGCGCGUCGCCAACGGCAACGGCGGCAAGAAGGCUCGGUACUCGUUCGGGAGCAUUCGCGACUACGAGACGCUGGAGGUGCUCCGGGAAGGCGCCUACGGCCAGGUCUCGAAGGCGCGCGACCGCCGCACCGGCAAGAAGGUGGCGGUGAAGUGGAUCCGCGCGCCCGACAUGCCGGCCGUGAUCCGUGAGGCCGGCUGCCACGCGGCGUGCCGCGGCCACCCGUCCGUCGUCGACAUCCUGGACGUGGCGACGGACGCCGACACGGGGGACAUGUUCCUCGUCAUGGAGCUCGUCGCCGGCGGGCUCACCCUGCGCGAGCACCUCUACAAGCCUCUCUCGGAGGACGUGGCCCGCGUGAUGAUGCGGCAGCUCCUGGACGCGGCCGAGAGGCUGCACGGGGCCGGCGUCGUCCAUCGGGACAUCAAGCCCGAGAACGUCCUCGUCACCAUGUUCGGCGAGCUGAAGGUGGGCGACUUCGGGUCGGCGACGCGCCGGAGGCCGCCCGGUGUGCCGUACGAGAAGUGCCGCGUGGGCACGCUGAUCUACACCUCGCCGGAGCAGCUGGAGGGGAACCGGUGCUACGGGCAGGCCGUGGACAUGUGGGCGCUCGGGUGCAUCAUGGCUGAGCUCCUGGCCGACGGGACCCUGUUCGUGGGAGACACGGAGGAGGGCAUGGUCGCCGAGAUGGCCAAGCUACGAGAGCAGAUCGCCUCCACGGGGAAGAUGGACCUGGAGUGGUUCCCGGAUCUUUCGGAAGCCGGGCACGGCCUCCUCACUGGCAUGCUUGCAUUCGACCCCGACCAGAGGCUCACGGCGGUGGAAGCGCUUCACCAUCGGUGGUUCAACAACAACGAGGCCUCUGCUUCGUGACUGUUAAGUUAAUUAGCUUCAUUAGACCGAUGGACGAAAUGUUCAGUGCAUUGCUCUGUGGUGUCCCAGAGUUAGCUUAAUUAUCCUGCAACCCUUCUGCAGGUUUGUUUUGGGGAAAAGGUUUGGAUAAAUUUAAGCGUGUAUGCACCAACUUAA